AUGACCUGGUAUCCUUUAAAUAUGCUUUUAAAAAAGGCUAAAGCAUUUAUGAAAAAGUUCUCAAUCAAGCGGCUUAAAAUAGGCUCAAUAGUUAAUCUUCUGGACAAACUUAAUAUGUAUGAAAGUAAACAGAAAAUGAAUAAAGUUUUAGGAACCAUAAAGAGACUUAUUGACAACAGACAAUGUUUUAAUCCAAAACAAGCUACUGAUGAACAACUCAGAACAGAACUUAUAGAAAGAGGAAAGAGUGCUCAUGGGACUAGAGAACAUAUGAUCACUAGACUGCUACAGUUAGAAAACCAUUGUCCAUUCAUGUCAAUUACAAUGCCAGACAAUGUUGUAUGUACAUUUGAUCAAAUGUGCUUGGGGGUGGAGUGUUGUAUGCAUAUUAAACUAGCAAUAUUCCGAUCAUCUAUCAGUGUAUUUGCUCGAUUAGAUCCUAAAGAAAUGAAAUUUGUCUAUGGAAUCAAUGGCAAUAAGUGGACAAUCAAGUUAGCAUCAGGAUCUAGCUUCGAUGUGGUUUGUUUUGAAGGUGUUGAAGGAGAAAACCCUACAGGAAUACAGUUGCCAGUGUUUGGUGGUGUUGAAGUCAUUGUCAGGUAA
Molecule: messenger RNA, 603 nt
Organism: Mytilus trossulus (common blue mussel)
Lineage: Eukaryota; Metazoa; Mollusca; Bivalvia; Mytilida; Mytilidae
Exons: 5
Coding region: 1-603 (200 amino acids)
Source: RefSeq, a predicted model, not a curated record